Messenger RNA from Xyrauchen texanus (razorback sucker), 3093 nucleotides. RefSeq names its product DNA-directed RNA polymerase I subunit RPA43-like. The record is from RefSeq and is a predicted model, not a curated record. Lineage: Eukaryota; Metazoa; Chordata; Actinopteri; Cypriniformes; Catostomidae. Gene Ontology annotation, cellular component: RNA polymerase I complex. Gene Ontology annotation, biological process: DNA-templated transcription; DNA-templated transcription initiation. Bases 11 to 1096 code for a protein of 361 amino acids. The transcript is spliced from 4 exons.
UGCGCGUGACAUGGCGAACUGGACACAAGAGGACGGAGAUACAAAACCAUUCACAAACACCGCAGAAGUGUCAGCCAAAGCGCAGAUAUCAGGUAGAGAUGUGACAGGCGGACCAGGCGGAGACGUCGCGGUGGUUCAGUGUCUAAUCCCGUCAUUCGCGGACGCGGUGAAACUGCUGAACACGCGUUACUCGUGUCUAGUGCUGGACACUCCGCGCAAACACAUCGCGCUGCCGCCCGUCUACCUGUGCAAGAAACGCACCGGAAUACAGGAGGAACUGAAUGCCGAUCUGCUCAAAUACUCCACAAGUCUGAACGGCGUUCCUUUGGCGUAUGAUAAUAUUAAAGUUGUAGGACAGUAUGGAGAUAUUUAUGAUGAUCAAGGAUUCAUUCACGUCAACAUCGAGGCGUCAUUUGUGAUUUUCAGACCGAAGAAAGGAUCUAAGCUUGUGGGUGUAAUUAAUAAAAUCGGAGUGAGUCACGUCGGAUGUCUGGUGCAUGGAUGCUUUAACGCAUCGAUAGUGAAGCCCAAUCUGCUGACCCCAGAGCAGUGGAGGGACUCUGGACUGCAUGUUGGCGGCAGUCUGGAGUUUGAGGUCUUUCAGCUGGAUGCUGAUGUUGCUGGUGUGAUGCUCAUCAGAGGAAGGCUGGAGAGAUCCAGGGUCCAAGAGCUUGUGGCCCAAACUGAACAGAAUGAAGCCCUUGUGGAAACAGCUAAAGAACCGGCAACAGAAUCCACAGAAGAUACAACUGACAAUCCAAACCCCAAGAAGAAGAAGAAGAAGAAGAAAGACAAACAUGAAAAGGAGUCUGCUGUUGAAGAGUCUUUAAACGGCAGCAACCUACAUGAAACAUCUGAAAACCAUGAAACAACGGUGGACACAAUGGAGGUGGACUUCAAUUCAAAUAGACUUCACAAAGAGAAGAAGAAGAAGAAAGACAAAAGAAAAGAGUCGGAUGAGAGAUUACCCUUCGAUCUUCCGGGCGGGUAUGUUAGCGAUAAGACCAGCAAGAAGAGACGGGCGCCUGAGAGUGAAGAAACUCUCCAAGAGGACUCUGAAAUGCCUGUUGCCAAAAAGAAAAAAAAGAACAAAUGAUUGUCUUUCAGAAAUAGAGGGUUUAAAAGUGGUCUAAAAGAGGCUUGAAUGUCAAUAGGAUACUCGAGGGAAUGUGCGAUUUAUUUAUGCAGGGUAUCCGUGGGUCAUUAACAAGUAUUAAAAUAUAUUAAAUUAAUUUGGUGAAAAAUAAGGCUAUUGAAAUUAUGUGUUUGUUGAACAUUUCCCUCCUUGGGCCGUAAGGUCGAAUGAAAACCUUUCGCAGAUAGCAGAGAAUAGAUAUAUACAUAUGCGCUGAGUUCUGAUCCGGGGCUCUAGAUAUUCCCAAUUCCGUUUCUCCAUUGUCAUUUCAACAUUAACAGACUGGGUGCACGAGAAGACACAUUUCAUCCUCAGAGGUUCAUUCAUGUUUUGUCCAUGCUAUAAGAGCGCCCUGUGCAGGGGCGGUUCUAGAGGGUACUGACGGGUACCCUGCACGGCCCCCCUGAGAAAAAUGACUGACACCGCCCCUGGUGCAGUGCCCCGUUCUAUUUGAAUGGCCAGCAACCUUAAUCUGUCACACGUACCAUUAAAGAGUAUAAAUACAACAUUUAUUGUGCAAAUAUAAAAGCUUAAAAUACAAUACAAAUUUUCCAAAAAAUUACAUCUGAUUCAAAUGAUGGAGAGUGACUCAAUUUGUGAUUUGUGCAUUUGUAGCUGUAAUGUGUGUGUGUGUGUGUGUGUGUGUGUGUGUGUGUGUGUGUGUGGAAAUUAUGAGACUAGAAGCCGGUGACAUCGUUUUUCAAAUUAAAAGUCCCACAUUGAAAUGACUAAUUUUGAAGUUAAUAAAAACAUGAAUUAGUGUAAAAAGUUAGUACAAUAUUUUACAACAUCGAUUAUUUUUGGACAUCACACGAUAUGGUGAAAUUAACUUUAUAUUCAAAAGCUUUUUAUAAAAAUAAUUGAAGAUGUGUAUUAAUAUCUGAUUCACAGAUAAUGGUAAAACUGAACGGAUUAAAUGCAGUCUAUGUGCAAUUUUGAACAAUGUUUGUGGUUUUUGGAGAAUAUAUCUGAUAUCUGGUGGAUGCGCUUUCCACCAAUGUGGAAGAGAGAAUAUGAAUGAUCUGAAAAGUGACUUUGUGACACGUUGCGAUGAAAUCACCAAGUGUUGCUCAUUCUUAGAGUGUAGGGAGUGAGACGGGACAUAGACCUGGAGGAGUGAAUUUGGUACACCCUCUUACUUGAAUAAAGUAAGAGGGUGUUGUUCCAUCAGCUGUCCUGUAGGCCAGAGUCAAAGCCAAGUUAUUAUACAAAUCUAAAAACAUGACACCGUAUCACAGAAAUGGAGAUGACUGUUUAACCAGAUUGGAAAUGAGGAACAAUGUAAACUGUUAAAUAAACAAUACCCUUUCUGCCAAAAUAAAAGCUCCAAGUCAUAUACAGUAUGUUUGCAAAUACUGCUUUUUAUUAGGCCAUCUGAAUUGCAGUAUUAGUACAAAAACUUUAUUAUAAAAUGCACCUGAUUCAUUACAGGCUGAAGUUAUGUGGUGUCUCAGACCAGUGGUAAAGCAGCGCUCGUUCAGUUGGAAUGAAGUUAUUGGCUAGCUUUUCAAACAAUGUUCCUCUAUAAAAAUGUAAAGCUCAGAAAAAGCAAGAAGUUUCACCUGUGGCAUGGCAACAUAUAUUAUUUGGUCUAGUUCGAGGAGAAGCUUGUUGGUAGUGUCAAGAAUACAGGUCCAUUUGUGGAGCCUCAGUGAGUGCACUAAAAAACUAAAACAAGUGGAUGUUUAUGUAAGAUUUUAUUUGUUUAUAGUAAUGAACUUUAAUAACUACUGUAGAUGUCUGCAUAAAAAUACACACAGUAAACAUACAGUAUCAAACCAGCCCUUCUUGUGCCUUCUUGUUGCAUCUAGUGGUGGGUAUAUGUAUACCUAUAUGCAUAAACCUCCACAGUGAUUGAAGUAACGAGCAAGUCUUAAAUAUUUUUGAAAAGGGUAUUAAAAAGCAUGAAAUUGGAUGAGCUGAUACCUGCAGAUACCCUGUUAUAGAAUAUCAUAAAU